Messenger RNA from Pectinophora gossypiella (pink bollworm), 3470 nucleotides. RefSeq names its product tetratricopeptide repeat protein 7B (gene Ttc7). Bases 166 to 2520 code for a protein of 784 amino acids. Gene Ontology annotation, molecular function: protein binding. The record is from RefSeq and is a predicted model, not a curated record. Gene Ontology annotation, cellular component: plasma membrane. Gene Ontology annotation, biological process: protein localization to plasma membrane; phosphatidylinositol phosphate biosynthetic process. NCBI's taxonomy places the organism in Eukaryota, Metazoa, Arthropoda, Insecta, Lepidoptera, Gelechiidae. The transcript is spliced from 7 exons.
UGUCAGAAAUGUCAAUGCUGGCAGUUCAGCUGUCACGUUUGGCCUUCAACGUUCACCGUUCGCUGAAUCCUGUAGUGAUUUUUGGACAUGUUUGUAAUGUGAGUUGAGUGAGACUACGACGGGAGGCGGCGGACGGUGAGGGACUGGCGAGGCCGCCGCGGCAGCAUGACUUCGCGCGGCAAGAGCACCGUGCGCGGCUUCGAGACCGAAAUCGAGAAGAGCCGCGAGGAGGCCAACUGGAAGAAGGCCAUCGAGCUCGCGCUGCAGCUCAAGCAGCGCUCUCCGCAGCAUGAGAGCCUGGCCCACUUCCUGAUCGGCGAGGGCAAGUUGGAGGCGUACCUGGAGGCGGAGCCGGUGCGCGGCGCGGAGACGGCGGCGCGGGCGGCGCACGAGCUGGCGGAGGCGCGCGGCUUCCUGGCCAGCGCCACCGACGACGCGGGCAAGCGCGCCGGCGUGGCGCUGGACGCGCACCUGCUGCUGGGCAAGCUGCACUACGCCGCCGGCGCGCCCGCCGACGCGCUCGACCACUUCGCGCGCGCCGAGCUCAACACGCUCACUGAGAAAGACUUACCCGUCCGCAGCCUGCGCAUCGUGGCGGAGUCGUUCGCGAUUAAGGGGCUGUGCCUGGAGGCGCUGGCGGGCGGCGGGGGCGGCGGGUCCCGCUACAAGCAGGCGGAGCGCGAGGCGGAGGUGGUGCGCGCCUUCGAGCUGGCGGCCGACCUGACGCUGCUGUACCUGCAGCGCACGGGCGCGGCGGCGGGGCCCGUGCUGGACGCGGCGCUGCUGCGGGCGCCGGCGCUGCUGGUGCGCGGCGCGCGGCUGGGCGCGGCCGUGGCGCGCCAGCGAGACAUGCUGGCGGCCGUGGAGUGCGCGGCGUCGGCGCCGCUGCGGCUCACGCUGGCGCGCCAGCUGGCCGAGCUGCUGCUGCGGGCCGCCACGGGCCCGCUGUACGAGCCGCCCGCGCCCGCGCCGCCGCCCGGGCCCUGGCGGCCCCGCAGGUACGCGGCCAUCAACCAGUUCGUGCCGCGCGACGAGCACGAGGAGGCGCUGCUGGUGCUGCUGGUGGGCGAGGCGCUGGCGGUGCGCGACGCCGUGCUGUCGCAGAGCGCCGAGUUCGCGGCGGCGCGGGACCUGUCGCUGCACAACGCCGUGACGGUGGUGGACCUGGUGGCGCUGCUGGCGGCGCGCUGGGGGCAGCUGUGCCUGGUGCUGGAGUCGCUGGAGCGCGCCAUGAAGUUCUCCUUCGGCUGCCAGCACGUGUGGCGCCAGCGGGCGCUGGCCACGGCCGCGGCCGCGCCGCGCCCGCCGCAGCCGCCGCCGCAGCCAGGCGGCGCGGGCUGGGCGGGCAGCGUGCGCGCGGCCGGCGUGCUGCGGCGCGCGCUGGCGCUGGCGCCGCGGGACGCGCCGCUGGCGCUCGUGGCCGCGCACACCGCCUACAACAUGGGCUGGAUCGAGGAGGGCAUCGAGCUAGCGGAGCGCGGCGUGGCGGCGGCGGAGGAGGGCGAGGCGGAGCCCCCCAUGCUGGCGCGGGCCUGCCUCGCCGCCGCCAUGGGGCACCAGCAGCUGGCGCAGAAGACGAGCUGCCGGCUGGAGAAGGAGGCGGCGCGGGCGGCGGCGCUGCGGCUGCUGCUGCGGGCCGUGCGGCUGGACGACAACGACCACGUGGCGCUGUACCAGCUGGCGCUGCACUACACGCGCGCGGGCCAGCUCAACGACGCCAUGGACGCCUGCCGCGCCGGGCUGCGCGCGCGCGCCGACUGCGCCGGCGGGCUGCGCCUGGCCGCCGCGCUGUGGAGCUGCGCCUGCGCAGGCCGGCGCGGCGCGCGCGCGCUGGCCGCGGCGCGGCUGGCGCGCGACCACUACCCGCGGGCCGCCUGGCCGCUGGCCGCGCUGGCCGCGCUGCAGCUGCGCUGGGAGGCGGCGCCCGCCGCGCUGGACAGCGGCCGGCGGCUGCUGGCGCUGCUGCACGCGCCGCCCGAGCGCCUGGACGCGCGCUCCGACUCGGCCGCGUCGCCGUCGCGGGCGCUGUCGGAGGCGGCGUCGUCGGCGGCCGGGCCGGCGGGCGGCGGCGCGGCGGGCGCGGCGCGCGCGGCCGCGUGGCUCACGCUGGCCGAGCUGUGCGGCGCGCUGGGCCGCGCGGCCGCGGCGGCGGGCUGCGUGGCCGAGGCGGCGGCGCUGGCGCCGGCCGACGCGCGCGUGCUGCGGGCGCGCGGCCAGCUGGCGGCCGCGGCCCGCGACUGGCCCGCCGCGCGCCUCGCCUUCCAGGACGCGCUGGCGCUGCAGCCCACCGACGUCGACACGCUCGUGCAGCUCGGCGCGGCGUUCUACAACCUGGGCUGGCUGCGGCUGGCGGAGAAGACGCUGCGCGACGCGGCGGCGCUGCAGCCGCGGCGGGCCGACACGUGGCGGCGGCUGGCGCUGGUGCUGGCGGCCGCCGGGGAGCCCGCCGCCGCCGCCGACUGCGCCGCCGCCGCCAUCGCGCUGCAGCCGCUGGAGCCCGCGCUGCCGCUGCCCGCGUGAUGCCGCGCCGUGGACGACUACGAGUCCACUCCGCCGCCACCACACUCCUCUUUCCGUUUCACUUAUCUAUGACAAGUGACGUCCCUUAACCCGACACGUCACUAUGCUGACUAGUAAUGGCACUAAAACAAAUUGUCUGUUCAAUUCAAGCCUGAUAUCGCAGCUCGAACAAUCAUGAGAUGCUGCUGUGAAACUAGUGUAUGAUUAUUAUAAUUAUCAUCAACUCAAAGCCUUGGAAUUGUUAUAGAGGUCGUUACAGUGGCGUUGUAACUGUAAUAAUUGUAUCACACCUCAUACCAAACUAGCCUAGUAUCGAUGCCAACACUAAACUUAAUAGGCGGUCUUACUGUUUAGAUGCGUUUUAUUUGAUAUUAUAGUGAGUUUUGUAUGAGAAGCAGCAAAUUAUAGUAGCUGCCAGUAUGUUUGACGUGUGACCACAUUGUGACUGCGAAGUAGACGCGAGCCUCACGUCGUUGUCUCGUUAGGUCUAUAAAUGUAGGUGUUAUCUCGUAUUGAGAACGUCCGUGCCGUAACUGAUUUAUAAUAUUGUCAUAUUAAAUAAAAUAUAAAGUUAUCCGUGUGGGCAUAGGAUGUCUCCAAACAUAACGAUUACCGACCAUUUACAUCUCGUAUGUCAAUUCCGUAAUGUAUAGUGAUAAAAUUAUCGAUCGAGUCAAUAAAUUUUGUCGAAAUCGAGAAGUUUGUAAUCAAAAAUUUUAUAUCCUUCGUUAAGCCUGGAGAUACCCUUACCGAAGUAUGAAGAAUCAUUAUCUUGUCGUGUAUUGUGCCUAGUAGGCUCGUUACGUGUUCCCUGUGCUCGAGAAUGUUUACUCAAUAAGACGAAUAAUAAUAAUUAUAAUAUAGUAGUUACGUAAGCUGGUGUGGUGUGGUGGUAGAGGGUUCCUUCAGUUGUAUUGAGGGGGAGGGGUGUACUGUGUAGCAAUAACAUG